CUUACCCAUCUCUGAGUGCCGGCGCAUGCCUAACAUUUCCAGAGUGACGAACAAAAACAUCUGACAGAGAGCGAGAAACAGCAGUUUCGAGUGAAGGAAAAGCCCUCUCUCUCUCUCUUUACGCUAAACUUUCACCUAAGACAUAGAAAAAUACUUUCUCUCUCUAAAUUUGUGCUAGACCUUGCCUUAUAUUCUGCUAUAAUCUGCCCGAUGCCAUCGAAGCGUUGACACACUCUAAUUUCUUCAAAAAAUAGCUCUGCAUCAUCAAAUUCCUCUGCUUCCAUGGUGAAAUUUUAUGCAUUUUCUCUCUCUUAAUCACUGUAUGUCCAUAAAAAAUAUCACCAAAUACAUGGAGGUCUGCCACAUUUAUCAGCUCCUAUGUGUUAUCUCUGCAACUCUAUGUGCCAUAGUUGAAGGGCGAGUCCAUGGCUUUUAUGGAAGUUCUAAUUUGCCAAAAACCGAUCUCAAUGAUUCUUUGGCUUAUAUUUGGCCAUUGCCAAAACAAUUCACUCAUGGAAACCUGACUGUUUCCAUUAGCCCUGAUCUUGUUCUUGAAGUUGAAGGGAAAGGUGUGAUCAGAGAUGCAUUCGAAAGGUAUAAAAAGCUAAUUUUCAAGCAUCACGCGAAGUAUUCAAGUUCAGAAGUGAGAGAGAAUUUCGAUUAUGAUGUACACAGGCUGAAGAUUGUUGUUUAUUCCGAUGAUGAAAAUCUCCAACUUGGAGUGGAUGAGAGCUAUUCCUUAUAUGUGACCUCUGGACAAGGUUCCUCUAUUAUUCAAGAAGCAACUAUCGAGGCAAAUACCAUUUAUGGAGCUUUGCAUGGAAUGGAGACAUUCAGCCAACUGUGUGAUUUUAAUUUCGUAACUAAAAGGGUUGAAUUAUCAAAGGCACCAUGGUUCAUUCAAGAUGAGCCUCGAUUUGCUUUUCGUGGGCUUCUCCUUGAUACUUCACGUCACUACCAACCAAUAAAUGUAAUCAAGCAAGUCAUUGACUCCAUGGCAUAUGCUAAACUUAAUGUUCUCCAUUGGCACAUCAUAGAUGAGCAGUCAUUUCCUCUAGAAGUUCCCUCCCUUCCUAAUUUAUGGGAUGGUUCAUACACAAAGUGGGAGCGCUAUACAGUCGAAGAUGCUAGUGAAAUUGUUGAGUUUGCCAAGACAAGAGGCAUCAAUGUUAUGGCAGAAAUUGAUAUCCCUGGUCAUGCAGAAUCAUGGGGUGCUGGUUAUCCUGAUCUUUGGCCUUCAGCUACUUGUCGUGAGCCACUUGAUGUCAGCAAAAAUUUUACAUUCGAUGUGAUUUCUAGUAUUUUGGCAGACAUGAGGAAGAUUUUCCCUUUUGAGCUUUUCCAUUUGGGGGGAGAUGAGGUCAAUACAGAUUGUUGGAACUCUACCCCACAUGUGAAACAAUGGCUGCAAGAUCACAACAUGACUGCAAAAGAUGCAUACCAGUAUUUUGUAUUGAGAGGGCAACAGAUUGCAAUUGCUCAAAAGUGGACUCCUGUAAACUGGGAAGAGACCUUCAAUACAUUCAAGGAAAAUCUUAGCCCACAAACAGUGGUGCACAAUUGGUUGGGUCCUGGUGUUUGUCCACAAGCAGUUGCUAAAGGCUUCAAAUGCAUUGUAAGCAAUCAAGGUGUAUGGUACUUAGAUCAUCUAGAUAUUCCUUGGGAAGACUUCUAUACUAGUGAGCCAUUAGAAGGGAUUGAUGAUGCUUCCCAUCAAAAACUUGUUCUUGGUGGAGAGGUUUGCAUGUGGGGUGAGACUGUUGAUGCCUCUGAUGUUCAGCAAACAAUAUGGCCACGUGCUGCUGCUGCUUCAGAGCGUUUGUGGAGUCCGAGGGAUGCCACUUCCACUGGACUUGAUACUGUAUUACAAAGAUUAGAAUAUUUUAGAUGCUUGCUUAAUCAAAGGGGAAUAGCAGCUGCUCCAGUCGCCAAUGAAUACGCUAGAAGGCCUCCUAUUGGUCCUGGAUCCUGCUAUGCUCAGUAAGUUGAGCUUAUCUAUGAAUGUGAAAUUUCACGUGUAUUGUGACUAUGUUAUGUAAGUCAUCUACUCUGUAAAUAAUGUGGUCUUCCUUGUUGUGCUGAUAAGAUUAUUGCUUUAACUUGGUACCUGGAAUUUGUUCCGAGUUUAGUGUGAAUUAGUGUUUUCUAUGAUUAUUUGGGUUUGUAUAAAAACUUUGUUGGAAAAUAAUGGUGAUUUCAAUUCAGGUA
Molecule: messenger RNA, 2208 nt
Organism: Amborella trichopoda
Lineage: Eukaryota; Viridiplantae; Streptophyta; Magnoliopsida; Amborellales; Amborellaceae
Gene: HEXO1
Product: beta-hexosaminidase 1
Biological process (GO): carbohydrate metabolic process; glycosaminoglycan metabolic process
Cellular component (GO): membrane
Molecular function (GO): beta-N-acetylhexosaminidase activity
Source: RefSeq, a predicted model, not a curated record